GGACACGCCUUGACCAAACUUUUCUCCUCGUUUAUCUGUGCAAAAUAAAAUGUUAUACUUGAUUCAUUCUGGACUCUGCAUCAAAAUGAUCUGAAUAUUUGAAAGCAGUUGUCUAUCACAGCAAGUCUCAAUUUUAUGACCUUUCACUUCAUAUUUCUCUUUCGAUUAUUUUGAUGUUCUGAAAAUUAUUUUUUUUCUCUCUCAUUUCAGACCUGAUGGAAGAAAGCAAUGAGAGUGAAGAACUAAAGACAUUUCUAAAGAAAAGAGCCAAGAAAUCUUUCACCUGCACUCAGUGUGGAAAGAGUUUCUCAACCAAACAACAUCUUGAGUAUCACAUGAGAGUUCAUACAGGAGAGAAGCCGUUCACAUGUGAUCAGUGUGGGAAGAGCUACAGUCAAUCAUCACACCUUAAAGAACACACGAGGAUCCACACCGGAGAGAAGCCGUUCACAUGUGAUCAAUGUGGGAAGAGUUUCUCAACCAAACAACAUCUUAAGGAUCACAUGAGAGUUCAUACAGGAGAGAAGCCGUUCACAUGUGAUCAGUGUGGGAAGAGCUACAGUCAAUCAUCACACCUUAAAGGACACAUGACGAUCCACACCGGAGUGAGACUGUUCACGUGUGAUCAAUGUGACAAAACAUUUCGUGUGAAAUCAACCUUAAAGAGACACCUGAGAGUUCAUACAAAGGAGAAGCCACAUUCAUGUUCUGUGUGUGGAAAGAGUUUUUCACUGCUGCAAUAUUUACAUAAACAUGAGAAAACACACACUGGUGUGAGAGAGUACAUGUGCUUUGAG
Messenger RNA from Megalobrama amblycephala (Wuchang bream), 797 nucleotides. RefSeq names its product gastrula zinc finger protein XlCGF49.1-like. Gene Ontology annotation, biological process: regulation of transcription by RNA polymerase II. NCBI's taxonomy places the organism in Eukaryota, Metazoa, Chordata, Actinopteri, Cypriniformes, Xenocyprididae. Gene Ontology annotation, cellular component: nucleus. The record is from RefSeq and is a predicted model, not a curated record. Gene Ontology annotation, molecular function: DNA-binding transcription factor activity, RNA polymerase II-specific; RNA polymerase II transcription regulatory region sequence-specific DNA binding. The transcript has a single exon. The annotation marks the transcript as partial.